Messenger RNA from Cimex lectularius (bed bug), 3444 nucleotides. RefSeq names its product transportin-3 (gene Tnpo-SR). NCBI's taxonomy places the organism in Eukaryota, Metazoa, Arthropoda, Insecta, Hemiptera, Cimicidae. Gene Ontology annotation, cellular component: cytoplasm; nuclear membrane. Bases 494 to 3259 code for a protein of 921 amino acids. Gene Ontology annotation, molecular function: small GTPase binding. Gene Ontology annotation, biological process: protein import into nucleus. The record is from RefSeq and is a predicted model, not a curated record. The transcript is spliced from 18 exons.
CAAGUUUUUUCUUAAAUAGCAAAUCAAAAAAUAAUUUGCCAUUGAUUUUUGUUUGAACGGUUUGCAUAAAAAUACACUUCUACACUGAAAACAUCAAUUAUCAACGCUGACAUCUAUCGGCGCUUGGAAUGGUAGGCACAUCGCACUAUAGGCUGGCAGCUGGCUAUUGCAAUGAUCCAUUUGUCGUCUCGAACUAGUGCACGAUGUACGCGUACGUUAAAUAAAUAAUUGCACGUCCAUAAACGGGCUGGAAUUGAAAAGUAAAAAUAGUCUGACUCAAGGAUCGGACGCCUUUUAAAUCUUCGAAAAAAGUCCGGUUUAUGGGGAAGGCAUUGAAUUAAAUCUGCUACAUUAUAGGCUAUCCGAGAAGAUGUCAUAGCUCGUCAGUUUUGCAGGACGCGCACCGGUUUUGAAAAUCCUUUUUUUGGUCCGAUUUAUGCUGUCGUAUUUGUCUCAUCCUCCGGGCGAACAUCCAUCGAGAGAUCCGUGAAAAAUGGACAACCCGCCGAGCCUGGAGACGGUCUACCAAGCCGUUUAUACGCUUCACAACAAUCCCAACUCAACGGAAAAAGAGAAGGCAUCCCAAUGGCUUGGAGAACUGCAAAAAUCUGUCUAUGCAUGGAAAAUAUCAGAUGAAAUUCUGCAUAGGAACAAUGAAUUAGAGCUAUGCUACGUUGCUGCCCAAACGAUGAGGACUAAGAUCCAGUUGUGCUUCCAUGAACUCCCACCCCAAUCGCAUGCCUCUCUUCGAAACUCAUUAAUUGAACAUAUUGAGAAAGUGAAUGAUUCGACGAAUUCUGCCAUUGUGACUCAGCUAUGUCUUGCACUGGCAGACUUGGCCCUUCAGAUGAACUCCUGGCAGUCACCGGUAUUGGACCUCAUUGACAAAUUUUCAAGCACGCAUCCUGGACCUUUGCUGGAAAUUUUAACGGUCCUUCCAGAAGAAGUUGGCUCCAGGGCUUUAAGACUUGGUGCUAACCGGAGGGAGGAAAUUCAUGCUGAUUUUGCGUCCUGUACACUAAAAGUCUACGAGUUUCUUAAAUCAUGUUUAGCAACAUCGGGUGACAAUAUCUUGAUUCAAACAAAAACUUUGAAAUGCUAUACUUCAUGGAUAACUGCUAUGCCAUUGAUGUUAGAUAAUGUCGUUGUUGCAACUGCAUUUCACAUUCUUGGGAAUAAUAUGUCUUCUCCUGGUGUUCUUGAAGCUGCCACAGAUUGCAUCUGUGCCUUACUUCAGUAUUUAGAAGAGAAUAACAAUCAACAGACGUUUGAAGUACAGUUGUUUAACAGUGUGAUGGCUUUGGAACAACCAUUUCAUAUGUCAGUUGCACAUGAAAAUCACGAAAACUGUUUAAAUUAUUGCCGUGUCUUUACGGAAUUAGCAGAAUCAUUUUUAGAAAAGAUUGUCCGCUGCAGUUCGCCUUCUUCGCCACAUUAUGCUAUUAAAAUAUUUGAUCUUGUUUUAACUUGCGUAGGCCACUACGAUUAUGAGGUUGUAGCAAUAACAUUUAAUUUGUGGUACAGACUGUCAGAAAUUUUAUACAAGAAGAAUAAUGAUGACCUCUCGAUUCUUUUUAAACCUUAUAUAGAAAGGCUUAUUGAAGCGUUAUGUAGGCACUGCCAAAUAGACACAGAUCAUGAAGGGCUUGUGGAAGAGUUAGACGAUUUUUCCGAUUUUCGGUUGAAAGUUUCCGAACUGAUACGGGAUGUCGUUUUUAUUGUAGGUUCAUCCAACUGUUUUCGACAAAUGUUUAUCAGCCUUCAGUCACCGACAAGUACGUGGGACACUACAGAGGCAGCCCUUUUUAUAAUGCAAGCUUUUGCAAAAAAUAUUUUACCAAUGGAAAAUGAUGUAGUGCCAAAAGUUGUUGAAGCUAUUUUAAAUUUACCUCCAAACACUCAUAUUGCUGUAAGAUAUACCUCACUUUUGUUGUUAGGAGAACUGUGUGAGUGGAUUGAAAAACACCCUCAAUCCUUGGAACCUGUAUUAAAUAUGGCGUUGAUAUCCCUCCAACAACCGGAGCUUGCGAGUGUUGCAGCCAACUGUCUUCAGAGUAUAUGUUCAUCUUGUCGUGAACAUAUGGCUACUCGUUUUACUGGUUUAUUACAAAUAUUACAAUCGCUGGAUAAAUUUGCAAUUUCUAAUGAGGCAGUGGUUGGUUUAUUGAAAGGUGCAGCAACAGUCAUUGAAAAAAUACCCCUAGAUCAGAUGAGGCAUGCUGUAAAGGAAAUUUGUUUGAUUCAAAUUAAACCACUUUGCCAUCUAAUAGAGAAUGAUGUAAAACCUGAGACAGGGACUAAAAGUGACCCCGCAGUCUGGAUGGACAGACUCGCUGCUAUAUUUAAGCAUAUUAAUCCAAAACUUCAAAAUGGUCAGCUCCAUCCUUGCCAGCCAGUUAUCACAGAGAUCUGGCCAGUUUUAUCAUCUGUUUGUACAAAGUAUGCAAGAGAUACUCAUAUCAUUGAAAAGAGUUGUCGAUGUCUACGUUAUAUUUUACGCUGUGUUGGCCGCCAGUCCGCUAACAUUCUUGAGCCACUAGUCAAACAGAUAGUCAACUUGUACUCUCAAUACCAGCAUAGCAGCUUUCUUUACCUCGGUUCUAUCUUAGUUGAUGAAUACGCCAGUGAACCUGGCUAUGUCCAAGGUCUGCUUGACAUGUUGCAGGCUUUCAUUAUUCCCACUUUCACUCUUCUGCAAGAAGUAAAUGGACUCAAAAAUCACCCUGACACGGUUGAUGACUUGUUUAGACUUUGUGGGAGGUUUUUACAAAGAGCCCCUGUGCAUUUUCUGACAUCGCCCUCUCUAAAUUCUAUAUUGCAAUGUGCUCUCCUGGGAAUCGCUCUUGAUCAUAGAGACGCUAAUGCAUCCGUAAUGAAGUUUUUUUAUGAUCUAGUUCAUGCGGGAAGAAAUCAAGAUACUUCAGAGGAUAUGGCUCUGAGGAAAAGACUUGUUAGCACUGUGAUAAACGAAAAGGGUCAAGAUUUAAUAACAAAUUUAUUACAUGCAUCUAUAUUCUAUUUACACACUUAUAUGCUUGAUGAUGUCAUUGAUGUUAUUGUCGAAUUGAUGAAGCUAGACCGUGCGGCUGUCUGUACUUGGUUAGAGCAAGCAAUUAAAGUAAUGCCAACGCAAAAUAGUGGAGGAAAUCUAUCUGCAACACCUGAACAACUUCAGGAAUUUCUCAAAGCAUUAUUAAGGGCUGAAACGAAUAAAGAAAUGACGACAGUUCUCCGAGACUUUGCAAGAUUGUACCGUUGACUAUAGUCGAAUUGCUUAUUUUAAGCAAGUGUAGGUGUCGAUCUUGUGAUAAGCCUUUGUACAAAUUGAAAUUUGUACUAUACGCUGACAGUAGAUUGUUCUAUUUAUUUUUAAACUUGUGAUAAUAUGUAUAUUGAAACCUAUUUUUUUAAUGAAUCGUGUAUGUAAAGAAAUUGUGUAUUAUU